GAUAUCUGCCGCUGUUUUACGGCAGCUGUGCUACUGGGAGGGUGGUGGCUGAGAAGAAGAAGAAAUCUGCCAGCAUGGCGUUUACUCUGUACACUCUCAUCCAGACCGCUAUUCUGUGCACUAAUGCAGUCGCAGUGCUGCAUGAAGAGAGAUUUCUCAGUAAAAUCGGCUGGGGUGUCGAACAGGGAGUCGGUGGUUUUGGAGAUGAUCCAGGAGUCAAAGCUCAGAUUCUCAACCUCAUCCGCUCCGUUCGAACCGUCAUGAGAGUGCCUUUGAUAAUGGUGAACUCUGCAAGUAUUGUUCUGCUGUUGCUGUUUGGUUAACCCCGGGCCAAUAAUGGACCAAAAGCACGAGAAGUCAAAGAGCCACCGAUCACUACACACAUCAGCACUCUGUCAUUUAGACCCUUAUGUCUUUGGAUGGUUGGGUUCCUGUAAGCAGCGUUCCAGUCACAGAUGUUCUCCCACAAAGAAGAAUGAUGCUGCCAUCCAGACAGACGUAUGACUCCAGCAGGCUUCCUCCCCUGCUCUUGAGUGUGUAUUUAAUUUUUCUGAAGUCGAAUUGCAGGUGAUGAAUUUCUCUUCAUCCUGAGCUUCUGUGCUGCUGAUCAUCUCCAGGAUGUGUUGGCAGGAACCUGUUUAGAUUAUUUAAAAGGUGCCGUACGUUUUUGUAAAUGGUUAAAUUCAGCCGUAAUGACUCGUAAAGAUGCUGAAAAAUCCUGUUUGGAAAUUAAAAAUAAGAACUCUAUUACUAUCAGUUAAUUAGUAUUAGAAAAUGAUGAUUUGGCAACAUGUUUGUUACACUGAUAAAAGACACUUUGUGUGGAUAAAGAUCAGCCUGCCAUACUGUAUUUAAUGUAUAAAAAAUUGUGUUAUUCAUUCACAUUUGUGUGAAAAUUUUACAUUUUAAGCAGUAUUUCCAAAUUGAUGUACAUUUUCCACACUGUGGCCUACUUGAUUUUAUGAAAACUGAGAUAUUUUGUUAUUUUAAAAUAAAUGUAACCAAUUUGGUGAGGUU
Nothobranchius furzeri (turquoise killifish) is the source of this 1017-nucleotide messenger RNA. RefSeq names its product immediate early response 3 interacting protein 1 (gene ier3ip1). Lineage: Eukaryota; Metazoa; Chordata; Actinopteri; Cyprinodontiformes; Nothobranchiidae. The record is from RefSeq and is a predicted model, not a curated record. Gene Ontology annotation, cellular component: Golgi membrane; endoplasmic reticulum membrane; COPII-coated ER to Golgi transport vesicle. Gene Ontology annotation, biological process: endoplasmic reticulum to Golgi vesicle-mediated transport.